This is a messenger RNA of Scedosporium apiospermum, 1053 nucleotides long. RefSeq names its product putative cell differentiation protein rcd1 protein. The transcript has 4 exons. NCBI's taxonomy places the organism in Eukaryota, Fungi, Ascomycota, Sordariomycetes, Microascales, Microascaceae. Gene Ontology annotation, biological process: mRNA catabolic process; negative regulation of translation. The record is from RefSeq and is a predicted model, not a curated record. Bases 1 to 1053 code for a protein of 350 amino acids. Gene Ontology annotation, cellular component: CCR4-NOT complex; CCR4-NOT core complex; P-body.
AUGAUGCCAACACACGUCUACGGGCACCACCAGCUGUACCCCCAUGGGGAUGCCCCCUGGUUGCAAACCACGCAGCAACAUCAGGCUGCGGCUGUUUCUGCAGCCCAGCAACAGCACUACAGUCGGAUUCCCACUAUGCACAACUCAUUGGGCGGGCUAUCUGCAUCCCAUGGUCACGAUACCGGUCAUGAGCCGUUGAUCUCGGAAGAUAAUCGAAGGACAAUGGCUUAUAUCGCGGAUCUGCUCAAUGAGAAUACAAGGGAGGCCGCCCUCCUUGAGCUAAGCAAGAAGCGGGAACAGGUGCCCGAACUUGCGCUUAUUCUAUGGCAUUCCUUCGGAGUGAUGACAUCUUUGCUACAGGAAAUUAUUUCUGUCUACACGCUUCUCAACCCGUCUCAGCUCACCGCCGCUGCUUCAAACCGUGUUUGUAACGCCUUGGCUCUUCUUCAAUGUGUUGCCUCACACAACGAGACCCGCACCCUUUUCCUCAACGCUCAUAUCCCCCUCUUUCUGUAUCCUUUCUUGAACACGACAUCAAAAUCAAGGCCCUUCGAAUACCUUCGAUUAACCUCUCUGGGUGUCAUUGGGGCCCUCGUCAAAAAUGACUCCACAGAAGUCAUUAAUUUCCUUCUCACGACGGAAAUAAUCCCCCUUUGUCUCCGUAUCAUGGAGACGGGUUCGGAACUCAGCAAGACUGUGGCUAUUUUCAUUGUCCAGAAGAUUCUACUCGACGACAAUGGCCUCAACUACAUAUGCGCAACAUACGAACGUUUUUACGCCGUUGGCACCGUCUUGAGCAACAUGGUCAACCAACUUGUUGAGCAGCAAACCGCGCGACUUCUGAAGCAUGUCGUCCGCUGUUUUCUUCGACUGAGUGAUAAUGCUCGAGCACGAGAGGCUCUCAGACAAUGUCUCCCAGAACCCCUUCGGGAUGCGACAUUCUCGUCGGUUCUCCGAGAUGACGCCGCGACGAAAAGGUGCCUUGCGCAGCUUCUUAUCAACCUUUCGGACAAUGUCGUUGAUCAUGGUAGUGGGAAUCACCCGGGCCUCUAG